Hansenula ciferrii is the source of this 414-nucleotide messenger RNA. RefSeq lists its product as uncharacterized. Lineage: Eukaryota; Fungi; Ascomycota; Saccharomycetes; Phaffomycetales; Wickerhamomycetaceae. The transcript has a single exon. The record is from RefSeq and is a predicted model, not a curated record. The coding region runs from base 1 to 414 and encodes 137 amino acids.
AUGGUUCGUUUCACCCCUUUUGUGUUGGUAGUUUUCCUUUUAAGUGCUCUUACAGAAGCUGGUGUUUUAUUAGAAGCUUAUGAUCAAUUGAGAUCUAUAAUCAAUCAAAAGACGUCCAAUUGUUCUGUUGAUUUUGAAGUUAUCUACGAGGUCAACAAUGGAUUCAGUAUUAUCAUUGGUGAUCAUUAUGGUAAUAUUGACAAUACAAUACAAGAAGUGAAUGCAGGUGUGGAUCAAUUCAUUAAGGGACAAGAAUAUUUCAAAUCACUUGCAAUAUUUUCCAGUCCUCAUGCAUUCAAUAUUUCAAGAUCAGACACCACUAGCCCCGUACUCAGAAAUCACAGAGAUGUUGCUGCGUAUAAUUCAACUUUUAUUGAUGGUAUACCUCCACUUUUUGAUAGCAAAAUUAAAUAA